Messenger RNA from Drosophila serrata, 937 nucleotides. Its product is annotated as nurim homolog. Gene Ontology annotation, cellular component: nuclear membrane. NCBI's taxonomy places the organism in Eukaryota, Metazoa, Arthropoda, Insecta, Diptera, Drosophilidae. The record is from RefSeq and is a predicted model, not a curated record.
ACCCAUGGUCACACUAUUAGUUUUCUCAAACAAACGCUUGGGAUUUGUUAUUCGUAUUCAUUUAAAGUUUUCGCGUAUUUUAAUUGAACGAUAUGGCCUCGAUUGCCAAGUUGCUGGUGCUUCUCGCCUCAAUGGCAACAUUUGGAUACUCUUACGUGGUUGGUCGCCUUAUGCUCUUCCUCUCGACACCUCGCUCGGUUUCGAAGGCGCACACCUGGAUUUUCAAUUUACUGGACAACAAAUCCCGCCUGGAAACUGCCUAUGGUCCCGUGGUGUUUGACACCCUUUACCUGAUAGGAUUCAUCUUUCAACACAGCUUCCUUAAGUCAGCUUUUGUCAAGAAGCUAUUGGCCAAAUGUGGUUUGGGUGGUGCAGAGCGAACUAUUUAUAGUCUGACGUCAUCGAUUUGUUUACAUUACCUGAUUGUCAAUUGGCUGCCCGCCCAGUCUAUCGUCCUAUGGCAAAUUGAUGUGGAGGACAGCGCACCUCUUUGGUGGACUUUUGCUAUCACUCAUGGUUUAUGUUGGGUUGUGAUCUUUGGAGGCACUUUAGUAAUGGAUUUACCGGAGCUACUGGGCAUCAAGCAGGCAUACUACGACCUAAAGGCUUACAGCGAACCUAUUAACUUCAAAUCCACUGAGUUGCGCAAUUUGUAUGCACACGUGAGGCAUCCUUCCUUUGUGGGCUUAUCCGUCAUUCUCCUUGCCACCAAUGUGAUGAGUGUUGACCGACUUCUGUUGGCACUUCUCUUGACCACUUAUAUGUACGUGGCCUGGUCGACGGAUCACAAGGAUGUGGCCUACCAGAAAUUGCAACUGCAGCGCAAAAAGCUGGAGCUAAAGGCACAGUAAUACGCAUAUCUUUUCAUUUAGCACUAGAAGUAAGUUUGACUCUCGUUUGUACUAAAAAUGUUUUUAUAGAACAUAUCAAUUAUAAG